This is a messenger RNA of Cygnus atratus (black swan), 1872 nucleotides long. It is a transcript of the gene DTX4, whose product is annotated as deltex E3 ubiquitin ligase 4. Gene Ontology annotation, molecular function: zinc ion binding; ubiquitin protein ligase activity. The record is from RefSeq and is a predicted model, not a curated record. Bases 1 to 1872 code for a protein of 623 amino acids. The transcript has 9 exons. Gene Ontology annotation, biological process: protein ubiquitination; Notch signaling pathway. NCBI's taxonomy places the organism in Eukaryota, Metazoa, Chordata, Aves, Anseriformes, Anatidae. Gene Ontology annotation, cellular component: nucleoplasm.
AUGCUGCUCGCUUCGGCCGUGGUGGUGUGGGAAUGGCUCAACGAGCACGGGCGGUGGCGGCCCUACAGCCCGGCCGUCAGCCACCACAUCGAGGCGGUGGCCCGUGCCGGGCCGCGGGCGGGAGGCAGUGUGGUGCUGGGCCAGGCCGACAGCCGCCUGGCGCCUUACAUCAUCGACCUGCAGUCCAUGCACCAGUUCCGCCAGGACACCGGCACCAUCCGCCCGGUGCGGCGCAGCUACUACGACCCGUCGUCGGCACCGGGCAAGGGCGUCGUGUGGGAGUGGGAGAACGACAGCGGCUCGUGGACGCCCUACGACAUGGACGUGGGCAUCACCAUCCAGCGCGCCUACGAGAAGCAGCACCCCUGGGUGGACCUGAGCACCAUUGGCUUCUGCUACGUCAUUGACUUCGCCACCAUGGGCCAGAUCAACCGGCAGACCCAGCGCAAGCGCCGUGUCCGCCGCCGCCUCGACAUGGUCUACCCGCUGGUCUCGGGCACCCUGCCCAAGUCACAGUCGUGGCCGGCCAGCCCGGGGGCGGCCGCGGCCCCCCCGGCACCCACCUGCGCCUGUCCCCAGUGCCUCCUGGUCAUGAGCGUCAAAGCCGCCGUGUCCGCGGGUGGCCUCGGGGCUGCCACCCUGCAGCCUCGCAAAGCCCCCCCCACAGCCCCCGCAGCCCCCAAAGCCCCCGCGCCAGCCCCAGGGGCCAAGGCAGCCGACGGUACGGCCGCGGCACGUGGCUCGCUGAAGGUGCUGGCCUCCCAGGGGGGCCGGCAGCAGGCGGCCAGCACGCCGGCACUGAGCUCCGUCGUCUCUGCCGCCAGCCCCCCCGGCCCCGGCCCUGGCGCCGGCAGCGGCAAGGCAUCCCGCCCCGGCCUCGGCACCCUGAACCGCAGCCACCUGCAGCGCCUGGCCAUCGCCCAGUCCCGGGUGCUCAUCGCCUCCGGGGUCCCCACCGUCCCUGUGAAGAACCUCAACGGCUCCAGCCCCGUGAACCCCGCGCUGGCAGGCAUCACAGGGAUCCUGAUGAGCGCGGCGGGGCUGCCCGUCUGCCUGACGCGGCCGCCCAAGCUGGUGCUGCACCCACCGCCUGUCAGCAAAAGCGAGAUCCAGUCCAUCCCUGGCAUCUCCCACACCUGCCGCAAGACCACCAAGAAGCAGGCCAAGAAGGGUAAAACCCCCGAGGAGGUACUGAAGAAAUACCUGCAGAAGGUGCGACACCCACCCGAUGAGGACUGCACCAUCUGCAUGGAGCGCCUCUCGGCACCCUCCGGCUACAAGGGGCCCCAGCCCGCCAUCAAGCCCGACCUGGUGGGGAAGCUGGCGAAAUGUGGCCACAUCUUCCACCUCCACUGCCUGGUGGCCAUGUACAACAACGGCAACAAGGAUGGCAGCCUGCAGUGUCCGACCUGCAAAACCAUCUAUGGGGUAAAGACGGGGACGCAGCCCCCGGGGAAGAUGGAGUAUCACAUCAUCCCUCACGCGCUGCCCGGCCACUCGGACUGCAAAACCAUCCGCAUCAUCUACAACAUCCCCCCAGGGGUGCAGGGACCAGAGCAUCCAAACCCGGGGAAGAGCUUCACUGCCCGCGGCUUCCCCCGGCACUGCUACCUGCCCGACAGCGAGAAGGGCAGGAAGGUACUGAAGUUGCUGCUGGUGGCCUGGGACCGGCGCUUGAUCUUUGCCAUCGGGACCUCAAGCACCACGGGCGAGUCGGACACGGUGAUAUGGAACGAGAUCCACCACAAGACAGAGUUUGGCUCCAACCUCACUGGCCACGGCUACCCUGACAUCAACUACCUGGACAAUGUCUUGGCUGAGCUGGCGGCCCAGGGCAUCACGGAGGAGAGCCUGGCCCAGGAGAAGGACUGA